Cladocopium goreaui is the source of this 1425-nucleotide messenger RNA. Lineage: Eukaryota; Dinophyceae; Suessiales; Symbiodiniaceae. The record is from the annotation of a GenBank genome assembly.
AUGUUCACUUUUCGGCCCAUCGAUGACUGGUUGGUGCUUUGCCAGACGAAGCUGGCCUUCCAAACUUUGAUCCUGAGGUGCAACCUGCAGCAUGUGGCGCAGCAGUCGCAGAUGGAUUGGUUCGAGGAUUUUUUGACCGAUCUGCGACGCGCACGGAAGCGCGACGAUGUCCGACUGGAAUCCAUCGGCUUUGGGGCCAAGAUGAGGCAAGUGGCCAUCGGUUCCAAUUUCCAGAAGCUGCCAAUCAACGCAGUUCUGCAGGCUUUCCGCAACGCGCGGACCCGGCUGCUGUGUUUCGACAAUGAGGGCACCUUAGCCAACGACAAGAGGCACAUGGAAAGAAAGUACACCGCCCACACCUCCGCGUUGACGGACUUAGCAAGUCGAGGAACUGCUCCCAACGAACAUGUCAUGGAUUGCCUCCAGUGUCUAAGUGCAGAUUCCAGGAACACUGUGGUGAUCCUGAGCGGUCGCAACUGUGAAAUGAUGGAGGAGUGGUUUGGCAAGGUCCCCCGUUUGGGACUUGCCGCGGAGCGAGGAUUUUUCUACAAGUUGCCAUUCAGCACCGGAGGACAGUGGCACUGUAUGGUUCAAAAGCCCGACUACUCCUGGAAGUCCUUUGCCUUCGAAAUCAUGCGCCAAUUUGUGAAGAGGACUCAAGGCAGCUUCAUUGAGAAUAAGGGCAGUGCGCUGGUCUGGCAGUACAGAGAUGCUGAUCCACACUUUGGCUCUUGGCAGGCGAAAGAACUGAGCUCCCAUUUGAAGGAGCUCCUGGUCGGCUAUGAGUUGGAGAUUCUCGAGGGCAAAGGCUAUGUCGAGGUGAAGGUGCGGGGUGUCAACAAAGGUGUGGCCGUUACAAAGGCCCUGAACAAGGUCUCACAGAUGUUUGGCGAAGUGGAGUUCGUCUUGUGCAUCGGCGACGAUCGAAGUGAUGAGGACAUGUUUGAAGCCGUGAACCUGAUAGAUCCCACGAAAGAGGAGGACGAGUCGCUGAGCAGCACCACAGAUGACAGUUCUGAGAACGACGAAUGUGGCAUGGCUCGACUGAAAGCCAAGUCGGAGGUCUUGCUGCCCAAGCGCCAGAGCAGUGGAAAGCUGUCCGUCGGUGGAGGCCUUUGUGGACUUUCGCCGGGGCUCAGCGGCGACCUGCGUGGCAGUUUGGGGGGCGGCCUUGCCAGUCUGGGCGAGUUUGCAGAGGAGCAUGCCGGUCGGAGAUUCUUCACCUGCACCGUGGGGCGGAAGCCGAGUGCUGCCAAGUUCUUCUUGGACGACACGGACGAGGUUUCCGAGCUCCUAGCGAGUUUGAAGCAAGUGCAGGAGAAGCAGAACAAGGAAAGCAACCUGGGCACCUGGUCCUACGGAGACGGGCGAGACAGAGGUAGUGCGUUGGGCCUCCCAUCUUUCACCAGUGGCUCGUCACCAUAA